UUGCUAUACAAUAACACAACAACAAUCAAAAUCACCAUCUCCACCAUCUAUCCCGCCACACGUUAGAACCUAACCAUGGCUGCCUCCACAGCUGCUGCCGCUGCAUCAUCUUUCAUGGGAACACGCCUUUAUGAUAUUUACACUAACUCUGGUCGGAUCCAAGCUCGGUUUGGAUUUGGCACCAAAAAGUCCGCACCGAAGAAAUCGUCCAAACCCAGCUCAGACCGGCCGCUGUGGUAUCCAGGAGCCAAGGCACCGGAAUGGUUAGACGGUAGUUUGGUAGGUGACUAUGGGUUUGACCCAUUCGGGCUAGGGAAACCCGCUGAGUAUUUGCAGUUUGAGUUGGAUUCUUUGGAUCAGAACUUGGCGAAGAACUUGGCUGGUGAUGUGAUUGGAACACGUACGGAGCUUGCGGAUGUGAAGUCAACUCCUUUCCAGCCUUACAGUGAGGUAUUUGGGCUGCAAAGGUUCCGUGAGUGCGAACUCAUUCAUGGAAGAUGGGCUAUGUUGGCUACUCUUGGAGCUCUUGCUGUUGAGUGGCUCACCGGAGUCACCUGGCAAGACGCCGGAAAGGUCGAGCUAGUUGAAGGAUCAUCAUACCUCGGGCAACCAUUGCCGUUCUCUAUAACUACGUUGAUCUGGAUUGAGGUUUUGGUGAUUGGAUACAUUGAGUUCCAAAGAAACGCAGAGCUAGACCCAGAGAAGAGGCUAUACCCUGGAGGCAGUUUCUUUGAUCCAUUAGGUCUAGCAGCUGAUCCAGAGAAGAAGGCGACCCUUCAAUUGGCAGAGAUAAAGCACGCUCGCCUUGCCAUGGUUGCUUUCCUUGGUUUUGCAGUUCAAGCUGCUGUUACUGGGAAAGGACCUCUCAACAACUGGGCUACUCACUUGAGUGACCCUCUCCACACGACCAUUAUUGAUAACUUGACCUCUUAAAACAUUACCGCUGGUCAUCCUUUUUCUUGUGAGAAAGUUGAGAAUGUUUUACUAGGUUGUUUUACCAUUACAUGUGCUUCCUGUAAAAAUUAUAACAUGGCAAUUUAAGUUAAUUGUUCUGCUUUUGAAA
Messenger RNA from Jatropha curcas, 1063 nucleotides. RefSeq names its product chlorophyll a-b binding protein CP29.1, chloroplastic. Lineage: Eukaryota; Viridiplantae; Streptophyta; Magnoliopsida; Malpighiales; Euphorbiaceae. Gene Ontology annotation, cellular component: membrane. Gene Ontology annotation, biological process: photosynthesis, light harvesting. The record is from RefSeq and is a predicted model, not a curated record.